AUGCUGCGGGAGCAGUACCGCAUGCACCCCGCCAUAUCCGCCUGGCCCAGCCGCUGGUUCUACUCGGGCCUGCUCUCCGACGGCGCCGGCGUCGACGCCGCCAGCCGCGGCGCGCCGUUCCACGCGGGCCGCGGCGGCGCGCGGGGGCCGUUCGUCGUGUGGGACUGCGCGGGCGGGCGCGAGCGCGGGGGCGGCGGCGGGGGCGGGUCCCUCAGGAACGACGCGGAGGUCCGGCUGGCUAUCGCGCUGAUCGCAGGCGCGUGCCGCGCCGCCGCGCGCGCGCGCGUGUGCGUCCGCCUCAGCCUCAUCCUGGGGGGCCUUCUGUCAGACCACGCGGCCGACGUCGGCAGCAUAGCGCUGCUCACGCCCUACCGUGCCCAGGCCAACGCCCUGCGCGCCGCCGCCGCGGCGGACGCGCGCGUCGGCGCGGCCGCGGCAGGCGCGGGGGUGGCGCUGGACGUCUCCACAGUGGACGGCUUCCAGGGCCGCGAGGCGGACGUCGUCAUCCUCAGCUGCGUGCGCGCCAAACACGACGCCCACACCACCGGCAGCGCCGCCGGCCGCGUCGGCUUCCUCGCAGACGUCCGCCGCAUGAACGUCGGCCUCACCCGCGCGCGGCGCGCGCUGUGGGUCGUCUGCCACGCCGCGACGCUGGCCGGCAGCGACUCCUGGCGGCCGCUGCUCGAGGCGGCGGCCGCGCGGGGCGUGUUGUUCGAGGCGCCGGCCGAGCCGGGCGCACGCGGCGCACGGGGGGCGCCGCGGGCGGCGGCGAUCGCGGCGGGGCUCGCCGAGGCGGGGCGGAGGGCGCUAGAGGAGCAGGAGAUGGAGGAGGGCGCGCGGCGGGUGCAGCAGCAGCAGCAGCAGCAACGGCCACCAGGCAACAAGGGGCUGCCCCUGCAUGAGGACGGGCGGCGCGCGCAGAGCUCAGCACGCGGCACCCACAAGGCAGCAGUUGCACCGCCAGCGGCCGGGGCUGCGCUUGCGGGUCACAAGCGGCCCGCAGAGACGCUGGUCGCCGCGCCGCCACGUACGGCGACUGCGCCGCCUGCUGCAAACGAGCCGGCAAGCAAGCGCCGCGAAACCCAGCCAGUGCCAGUGUCUGUGCCUCGGGCGCGCUCUCAGCAGCAGCAGCGGUAG
This is a messenger RNA of Monoraphidium neglectum, 1137 nucleotides long. RefSeq names its product Helicase SEN1. The coding region runs from base 1 to 1137 and encodes 378 amino acids. The record is from RefSeq and is a predicted model, not a curated record. The transcript has 3 exons. Lineage: Eukaryota; Viridiplantae; Chlorophyta; Chlorophyceae; Sphaeropleales; Selenastraceae.